AUGUCUGGCACUGCUCCUGGCAUCGAGAAGUAUGCCGCGUCUUCUGGUAGUUCAGAAACCUCUGAUAUCCUCGAUUUGAAGGAUGAUGAAGGUUGGGAAGAUGCAGAGCCAGACCAAGAGGAUACUCAGUUCAUUUCGUUGUUGGGUGAUGAAGUAUUUACGGAUAUUGAAGCUAUGUUGAAUCAUUGCAAGGAAAAGUACGAAUUCGAUUUCCUCGAGAUCAGGCAGAGACUAGGUCUAGACUUCUACGGCAACAUCAAAUUGGUCAACUAUAUUCGAUCCCAAGUUCAUAGUGGUCAAAAGGUUACAUCAAACAUUUCUCGCAAUGAUUUUGACGACGAAAAGUAUCUUAAGCCAAUUCUCGAGGAUGAUGCACUGCUGUUCAGUCUCGACGAACUUCCCGAGGUCAUGGAGGAUGUCCAAAGCGUAGACAAGGGCAAAGGAGUGGAUGUUGAAUCUGGAGCUUUGGUUGCUCGGGUUUCCGAGCUGGAGGAGGAGUUGCGGAAGAUGCAACUGCAGUUCGACAAUUACAGAGCUACCGUGUCAGAAACAUUGGACGAACGAUGGAAUGAGCGCAGUCCGAGCGGCCCAUCGAAGCCUGACGGAGAAGCGAAGGAAGAAAAGCGGGAUGAUGAUACCCAUUAUUUCAGCUCAUACUCCUACAAUGAUAUCCAUGAAACUAUGCUGAAGGAUACAGUCCGGACCGACGCCUACCGAGACUUCAUCUACAACCACAAGUCUCUGUUUGCGGGCAAGACCGUCCUUGAUGUUGGCUGUGGAACUGGAAUCCUGAGCAUGUUCUGUGCCAAAGCUGGAGCAGAAAAAGUCAUCGCAGUAGACAAUUCAGCGAUCAUUGACAAGGCUCGAGAGAACAUCUUCAGCAAUGGCUUUGCUGACAAGAUCACCUGUCUCAGGGGCAAAGUUGAAGAAGUUACUCUUCCAGUCGACAAGGUGGAUAUCAUUGUCAGCGAAUGGAUGGGUUAUUGCUUGCUGUAUGAGGCCAUGCUCGACAGCGUCAUCUGGGCGAGGGACAAGUACCUGAAACCUGAUGGUCUUAUGGUACCAAGUCAUAUGAACAUGUGGGUAGCUCCUGUUGCCGAUCCGGACUAUAUCGCAGACCAUAUUGCGUUUUGGAGAGAUGUUUAUGGUUUCGACAUGAAGGCUAUGCAAGCUGGUAUUCACGAAGAUGCGCAAGUGCUCGACAUGCCUAAUAGCACGCUUUGUGCGGAGCCAUUCCCAUUCCUGCAAUUAAGCUUACACACAACCACUGUCAAGGAUCUGGUCUUCAAGCGCAAGUGGCAAGCAAAGUUGAAGCAAGACAUCGAUGCGUUGGAUGGCUUUAUCAUUUGGUUUGACUCGUUCUUCAUGCCAUCUCGAGAUGAUGUUGUACCCGAGGAUGCAAGAGCUGAGGAAUGGGCAAAGGCAGAGAAAAUGGGGAUUGCAUUCACUACUGGUCCUGGCGGAAAGGUAACUCACUGGAAACAGGGUGUGAUGCUCAUCGACAAUACCAAAGCAAUCCCAACCAGCCGGAAGGAAGGAGAAGAAUUGAGUGGCGAGCUAGAGUACGCAGUGCCGGAAGACAAUUCUCGAGCUCUGAACGUGGGCUUGACCUGGAUUUUUGGUGAAGAAAAGGAUGUCUCACAGACUUGGAGAAUGAGGUGA
Messenger RNA from Mollisia scopiformis, 1662 nucleotides. RefSeq names its product putative ribosomal protein arginine N-methytransferase rmt3. Gene Ontology annotation, biological process: peptidyl-arginine methylation. The transcript is spliced from 2 exons. Gene Ontology annotation, molecular function: protein-arginine N-methyltransferase activity. Gene Ontology annotation, cellular component: nucleus. Lineage: Eukaryota; Fungi; Ascomycota; Leotiomycetes; Helotiales; Mollisiaceae. Bases 1 to 1662 code for a protein of 553 amino acids. The record is from RefSeq and is a predicted model, not a curated record.